This is a messenger RNA of Nerophis lumbriciformis (worm pipefish), 1585 nucleotides long. NCBI's taxonomy places the organism in Eukaryota, Metazoa, Chordata, Actinopteri, Syngnathiformes, Syngnathidae. The record is from RefSeq and is a predicted model, not a curated record.
AUGCACAGCCCCCCCACAUUAAAGAAGAAGAGGAGGAUCUCUGGGUUACUCAGGAGGAAGAGUUUCUUCCAGGAGCAUGAAGACAAAGCACCUGAGUCCUCACAGCUUCAUCACAGUACAAACGUCCAGCGGGUGUCAGCGGGGAGUCAUGAAGAGGAGUGGCACACCAGUGUGGGACAGAAGGAGCUACAGGCCCCCUCCCACAUUAAAGAGGAGCAGCUUCAUGAUGAAGAUGAAGCUCAGUCCUUACAGCUUCAUCACAGUCAAAGUGAGGAGAACAGAGGGGCGGAGCUUGUAAGUCAACACAUCACAGAAGCUGAUGGAGAGCAUUGUGAAGAUAUCAAGUCAGAACCAGACAGCAUCUUUGCUCCACUGUCAGACAUGGACCACAUGAUGUCACACUCUUCUGAUCACAGUGACCACAUCCAAAAACCUUUGGAGAGUAAAAAUGACUCUAAAGGUGAUACGAGACAUCACACUAACAACAAACACUUUGACUGCUCUGAAUGUGGGAAAUCAUUUACAUGGAAGAGUGAUUUUACAAGACACAUUAGAAUACAUACUGGAGAGAAACCUUUUACUUGCUCUGUUUGUAAGAAGAGUUUCUCCAGAAAGGAACAAAUGACCAUACACAUGAGAACACACACUGGAGAGAAACCUUUUGCUUGCUCAGCUUGUGCUAAAAGAUUCAAAACUAAGAAGGAAAUGAUAUUUCACAUGAGAACACACACAGGUGAGAAACCUUUUACUUGCUCUGUUUGUAAGAAGAGUUUCUCCACAAAACCUACCAUGACCACACACAUGAGACUACACACUGGAGAGAAACCUUUUGCUUGCUCAUCUUGUGCUAAAACAUUCAUCACUAAGAAGGAAAUUAUAUUGCACCUGAGAACACACCUACAUGAGAAACGUUUAACUUGCUCUGUUUGUAAGAAGAGUUUCUCCAGAAAGGGUAUCAUGACCACACACAUGAGAACACACACUGGAGAGAAACCUUUUACUUGCUCUGUUUGUAAGAAGAGUUUCUCCAUCAAGCAAGUCAUGACCACACACAUGAAAACACACACUGGAGAGAAACCUUUUGCUUGCUCAGCUUGUGCUAAAAGAUUCUACACUAAGAAAGAAAUGAUAUUACACAUGAGAACACACACAGGUGAGAAACCUUUUACUUGCUCUGUUUGUAAGAAGAGUUUCUCCAGAAAGGAAAACAUGACCACACACAUGAGAACACACAAUGGAAAGAAACCGUUUAGUUGCACUGUGUGUGAUAAGAUGUUCAGGUAUAAGUAUCAGGUCAGUAGACACGAGUGUGUAACAGUCAUGGAAGCUGCAGGGAUGUAAAAACACUUAAACAGUGAUUGUGCUAAAUGUAGUUUAAAAACACAGCAUGUUUAAUAUGAAUGUAUAUUUGAUGUUGUAUGUAGUGCUUCUCAUCUUCUAGUCUUAUAUGUUGUCCUGUACUUACUUUUUAAGUUGUGUGCAUGUAUUGAAUAUUAUAUAUGUAGCUACUAUUUUAUUUUAUUUUCUCAUCUUUGAAGAGAGGACAUCUUAUGAUUUUCAUUUGCAUUUUUUUCCACACAUUUUU